Molecule: messenger RNA, 1491 nt
Organism: Symbiodinium sp. CCMP2592
Lineage: Eukaryota; Dinophyceae; Suessiales; Symbiodiniaceae
Source: the annotation of a GenBank genome assembly
AUGGCCUUUUCUGGUUACAUUAAACCUCCCACGGGUUACUUGGCCCAGUUGUUGGACGAGAGCGAGGUGUGCAGGAGGCGGACCGUGGAGAAGCCCCAGCAAGUGCUGCUUCGCUGGCCCAAUCCGCAGGCCGUCGGUAUUGCCAGUGUGGCUGCGAUGCGAUUGAACACGGUGCCUUUGACAAUCCUGGCCAAGUGGUGGACCUCGCAUUGCAGCUACGUCAAGACAAUCCCGAUAGAUCUUCUUCGAACCGAGGCCUCCCUUCUUCGUUCCAAACUGGGCCUCGACCCAGAUGACAAGAUUAUGUGCCAUCACGAUGGAGCUGGUCUCAAGGUUCUCUUCAGCCACGGGAUUCGUCGUUGGUCUUCUGGCUCGGUGAAUCGGGAUCGCUGCCUCGAUGAGUUCUACAAGACCCUUUCCGAUGCUUGGACGUUGCCCGAGAACGGUGGCGAGCUUCUCGCCAUCGAGGAUGGCGAUGUGGAUGACCCUGAUGACGAGGAUCCUGAAGAAGAGAUGGCGGUGGAUGAUGGCCUCGUGGAGCCAGGAGAGGAUCCAACAGCUUUGGCUGUUGCUGAGGAAGGGAUGGCGGUCGACGGUGGCCUCGAGGAGCCAGCGGAAGCUGGAUCUGUGGCGGAGGCUCUUGCAACGGCAGACGAGGAGGAGUUCACAGGGACAAAAGCUCCCUUGACGGAUGAGCCGGGGCCACGUCAGGAGGCGGCAUUGGGGCGAUCCAGUGCCUUCUGCUGCACGCCGAAGAAGAUCAACUUUGAUGCCUACUCUGACAUUUCGCCGAUUUCGGAUGAGCAGAAGCGACAGUUGGCCAUCAAGCAAAUCAGGCAGGAGCUGGCCAGGCGGGCCGAGAAGAGCAAGACAACUCCUGCUCCCCUCGUGUGCCCCGACAACCUGGAGACCCAAGUUGAUGGACCAGUCGUUGGUUCCCCGUCCGUGGCUUCGAGCCCAAAGAGCUUGGAUGAAGUCAAAGGCAACAUGAUCGGAAGCCCCAGCUACCCAAGCCCGGACAAAGAACUGGCUGAGGAGCCGGAGCCUUCGUUGGAGCUGGCUGAGGACCCGGAGCCUCCCUUGGUUACCCGUGAAGAGCAGCUCAAGUCAGAGGCUGAUCCCUUCCAUGAAGAUGAGGAGAACCAUGACGAGGCGAUUUUGAAGAAGCCGGCGGCCAAGGCUCCUCCAGAAGAGGAGGCUGAGGACGAGCAGGACGAGGAGUUCGAUGAUUCCACGCCGGUUUUGAAGAAGCCGGCGGCCAAGGUCCAGAAGAAGAGCGUUGGCCCACAAAAGGCCGAGAUCCGCAAGAAGGCGAAGCUUGGUGGGGACACUGUGGACCCUGUUCUGACUCGGCUAACAUUCGCUGGCCGUCGCAGACCGGAUGGAGGCCUUGCGAAGGAUCGCUUUGUGGCCCUCGAGGUGGCCUACUUCACAUUCGUGACGCCCUUGCUCGAGAGCCCAAGCACGCACGAGGCGGUGUUUCUUGCAUAA